UGAACCUGGUUCCCGUCGGAUUUCGAUGACGGUUACACGGAUGUGUAUCUGGUGUGAGAACGUGCGUUUCAGGAGAAUGUAGCUUCAGACUAAAUCGGAGAGAAAAAACUUUGCAGCAUCGAACGACAAUAAUACAUUAAAUUAGUUGUCUUUUUUCUGUCAGUUUAAAAAAACAGAACCGACACGAGGAAAUAAUAAAAAUACAUUAUGAAGAAAAAGAAACAGCAGCUCAGUGGACAGGUGUCCUCAGAUGAGCCACCGGCUGACUAUGUUGUUGGACAAGUGUCAGGGAGUUUGUUUCAGAAUUCUUCUUCUGGAUCACUGGCUGCUCUUUUCACCUCUGCUUCUCCGGCUUCAACUCUGCUGUUUCAGCCUGCUCCCAAGCCUGUCCAAUGCAGCGUAGAGAAGAAGGAGCAGGGAGACGGAACUCCAAACGUCAAAGAUCAACCAGGUCAGACGAAGAAGAAAAAGACGCAGCCAAAAGAGAAGUCGGCGGCUGAGAAGAAGCUGGAGAAAAGAGAGGGCGGUCUUCAGGAGGCAGACGAAGAAGAGAAUGAACAGGAGACGGCCAUAAAGAAGAAGAAGAAGAAAAGAACGGCGUCUGAAUCAGACAUAAAGAGUGCUGCAGAGUACUGGGUGGAGAAGAGACAGAGGCUGAAGGCCACCAAAAAGGAGGAGGAGGAGAAGAAGAAGAGGACGGUGUUUGUGGGAAACCUGCCUGUCAGUUGCACCAAGAAGAUGCUGUGGAUGUUCUUCAAAGAUAAAGGAUCCAUUGAGUCCAUCCGCUUUCGCUCUGUGGUCAGAGAGGAUCCGUCUGUAACACGUAAAGUCGCCGCUAUCAAACGUCAGAUUCAUCCAAAGAAACAAAGCCUCAACGCCUACAUGGUUUUCAAAGAUGAGGAAGGAGUGACCGGAGCUUUGGAAAGGAACGGCGUGGAGAUCCAGAAAGAUUUUUACAUCAGAGUCGACCGAGUGACUGACAGUUCAUCACACGACCACAAACGCUCCGUCUUCGUGGGGAACUUGUCUUUCGAGAUAAACGAGCUGGUGUUUCGGCGACAUUUUGAGGAGUGCGGGUCAGUGGAGGCAGUGAGACUGAUUCGAGACCCCAAUUCUGGGCUGGGGAAGGGAUUUGGCUACAUCCUGUUCGAGAGUGCUGACUCUGUUCAGCUGGCGUUGGAAUUGGACGGUUCAAAGCUGGAAGGUCGGUCAAUCCGUGUGAAGAGGUCGAUGAAGACAGACAAGCAGAAGAAAACAGAAAAUAGCAAGGGAACCACAAGAACGCCUGGCAGAUCUCCAGCCAAACACACUGGUCUUAAGACAGCAGGAGGGCGGGGCACCGGGCCUGGACGCGGUUCCUUCAGUGGAGGCCGACAGAGACCUGCCAAAAAAGAAUCAAGCUCCUUUAGAGGAGAAACAGCUGAUCCAAGGAAGAAGAUGGAUAAAAAGAAAGGACUGAAGAAGAAGAAACCACGUCACGUCAGACGAGUCAAAGCUGACUCCUAAC
Cynoglossus semilaevis (tongue sole) is the source of this 1507-nucleotide messenger RNA. It is a transcript of the gene rbm34, whose product is annotated as RNA binding motif protein 34. The transcript has 11 exons. The record is from RefSeq and is a predicted model, not a curated record. Gene Ontology annotation, molecular function: RNA binding. NCBI's taxonomy places the organism in Eukaryota, Metazoa, Chordata, Actinopteri, Pleuronectiformes, Cynoglossidae. Bases 208 to 1506 code for a protein of 432 amino acids.